This is a messenger RNA of Cornus florida, 751 nucleotides long. RefSeq lists its product as uncharacterized. Lineage: Eukaryota; Viridiplantae; Streptophyta; Magnoliopsida; Cornales; Cornaceae. The record is from RefSeq and is a predicted model, not a curated record. The coding region runs from base 106 to 600 and encodes 164 amino acids. The transcript is spliced from 2 exons.
GUAAUUUUGUGUAAUUUCCCCCAAUUGCAGUGGCAUAUCCCUAACGAAGGCCAAGAAAUAGAAUAUCUUUUCUUCUUGGAUUCAGAUUUGUCUGGAUCUCAAACGAUGAACGCUGUGUCGAACUCUGCGACUGAUCUCAUUGAAGAAAACGCCGGUGGGAGUGAUUCGGACUCGAACCACGAGGACUCGCCGGAGUACUAUCAGCCAAUCUCCAUCGGCGAAGGCGAUCUUUCUGAUCAAUCAAACUCUGAUCAGAACUCAGAUGAAGAUUCUGAUUUGCAUCCUCUGCCGAACGGUUAUGCUCGAUGUGUAGAGAACAGGAUGUCUAUUCUUGAUCUGAGCGAGGACGAAGAAUCAGAAGAAGAAGAGGAGGAGAGGAUUGGAGAGGCGUCUGAUUCGGCGAUGCUGAGAGCAAUCAGAGAGGAUGAGAACCGCCGAAAUGCGCCCUUGACGGCUGAGAAUGCGACCAGAGUCAUGGAGGCGAUGCGUGGGAUUUCUUUCGGCGGAUUGGCUCCGGAUUGGGCGGAUCAAGUUCCGGAGAAUCAGUGGAUCAAUCGGCUGAGAAGAUUGAGACGACCACCAACCACUGUGCAAGAUUGAGCAAACCAAAUCAAAAUCAAAUUUGGAGUGAGACUGGGUAGCUAUUGAUAUUCCAUCAUUGAACUUUUCUUUAAUUUUUGGGUUGAUUUGAAUAUCUUAUUGUGAUUGUAAACUCUUUUUAGUUGAAUAGAGUUUUUAAAUCAUGACUUCA